GAAUGUACAGAAUGAUACAAAAUGCAUCAUGCGGAAAAAAAGACUGAUUGUUUUUGGUAGGCUGGGUAUUAGAAUCAAUUAACUGAAUAUAGAAAAAUGUUGGAAAAAUUCAAUUUUUAUUCACAUCACAGUCAGUAACUGCAAAUGAGCCUAUUACCCUCAAGGUACCUGCUGCACUAAAACCAUAUUAAGACAGCAUCUCUAAUCGUGUGAGACAUAAUUUAAUGCUUUUAAUCGCACAGAUAAAACUACUGGUGGAUCUACCUGUCCUAAUUGACUUCUAUAACUCAAUCUGAGGGCCAUAGAGAAUGAAAAAUUCUGCAAAAGUAUAUCUAUUGACUCAACAUGAUCCGGGUUCUUGAAGCUCUCGAAUGGGCACCCCGUACAUAAAAGGUGGAAGUGAAAAAAAAAAUAACGGAACAACAAAUAAAACGGUUUAAAUAUUUCCUAUAUUAACAUCGCGGCAUCGAAACAAAUCCAUCCAUUUUACCUUCGCCGCUCGAACGUUUCGCAUCAUUUCGUUCUUUGUUAAAAAUUAAAUUGCCAUAAGUAUUAUUAGACCUCUAAUUUCGAUCGGCGAACAAAUAAGUCAGAAAUUGGUCAAUUUCUGUUGGGAUUGCGUGAUGCACACGGAAUAUUUAUCGCAAAAAAUCAAAAUCAGAAGGAAGUGAUUUAUACGAUGAGGGGCCAAAAUCCAGUGGUGCUCACUUCGUACAUAUACGGCGACGAGGAUGCCGAAAAUAUCGUGAACAUUUUUCAAACUUUUAAAGUUCGCGUCAACGAGAUCGAUAUGAGUCAAGAUACUGCGGCAAUGGACACUAAAACAGAAACCAGUCUGGAUUUAUCAGAGGACGUGCAACAUGGAUCAGGCAGUGAAGCUUUAAAGCAUCGCGACCUCUUGAAGUGGCUAAAACGACAAACUAAGAAAACGUUCAGCGUGAAAACCUUAAAGCGAAGAAUCCCGAUUUUCAAUUACUUGCCCCAGUACACUUGGGAAAUUGCCCUUUCGGAUUUUUUAGCUGGUAUUACCGUGGGACUGACCAUUAUUCCUCAAGCUAUAGCUUAUUCUAAUGUGGCUGGCUUACCUGCUCAAAUAGACAUUGGCAAAAGUGCUUGUGAUAAGUUGGGAAGUAUACGCAGAAGUUAG
This is a messenger RNA of Anthonomus grandis grandis, 1147 nucleotides long. RefSeq lists its product as uncharacterized. Gene Ontology annotation, molecular function: sulfate transmembrane transporter activity. The transcript has 3 exons. NCBI's taxonomy places the organism in Eukaryota, Metazoa, Arthropoda, Insecta, Coleoptera, Curculionidae. The record is from RefSeq and is a predicted model, not a curated record. Gene Ontology annotation, cellular component: membrane. Gene Ontology annotation, biological process: transmembrane transport. The coding region runs from base 680 to 1147 and encodes 155 amino acids.